This is a messenger RNA of Ornithodoros turicata, 10709 nucleotides long. It is a transcript of the gene tefu, whose product is annotated as serine-protein kinase ATM-like. The transcript is spliced from 61 exons. The record is from RefSeq and is a predicted model, not a curated record. Bases 316 to 9342 code for a protein of 3008 amino acids. Gene Ontology annotation, biological process: DNA repair. Lineage: Eukaryota; Metazoa; Arthropoda; Arachnida; Ixodida; Argasidae. Gene Ontology annotation, molecular function: protein binding; protein serine/threonine kinase activity.
CGUGGUGCAAGUCGUGUGUCUGUGGUCUGUGUAAUGCAAUAUUAUGCAAUAUUUUAAUGUUGUUGUAUGUGGGUGCCUGACCAGCAUUGUGUGAAAUACAGCUCUCAUGUUCUUGGAUGGCAAUGCGAGCUGUUCAGUGGGAACGAGAACUUGUUUCGCGGUGUUGACAAAUGCGCACAUGGAGGCAUGGUUCAUCGUGAGCAUCACCUAGAAAUGUAGAUCAUGGGCAAGGAACACCGAAUUUCAUAUCGCGAUCAAGAACUUAGUCAAGAGACCCACAGUAUUAUAGUCAGGAGACGUUCAAUAUAAAAAAGAAUGAACACUCUAAACGAACUGGCAGGUUUCUUAUCAGGCCAGCGGUCGUCUAGAGCAACGGACAGAAAGAAGUCUUGCGAACGACUGGCCGAUAUAUUACAGAGGGAUUACAUCAAAACUGCCCUGAAUUGCGCAUCCGCAUCCAAGUCUAAGAUAUCUUGGACCUCCGUGACCGAGUGUGCCCUCGGGUUUAUCCUGGACGAGCAUGAGCGAGCGUUGGCAAAGGCACAAGCUCAUGCUGUUCAGUUGUCACUUCAUGAUGUCGCUGCAAGCUUAAAUCUUUUGAAGGCACUAGUGCAGGCUUGUUCUACACAGAACUCAUUCUACUUAAAUCCAAGAGCAAUUCUGGAACACAUCUCAUCUAUGCUGUUAAAGAAGGCUUAUAGCCAUAGCCUGCUCAACAACUAUGUGUCCUUUUUGUUGGACAUUUUGCUCUCACCCUACUGGCAAACGACGCUUCCAGCAUCGUCGUACAAUAACCUGGUACAAGCCCUGUGUUCCUGUACUGGACAAGGUAGCAGAGAUAGCAGUUCCAUCGCUAUCAGUCGUUGUUUGGAAAUCCUAGUCAGUGUUGGUUUCCUCCACGCCGACAUCAGCUGUGAUGCCGUGAUAGAUACUGCUGCAAAUUUUCUGCUGAAUGCCAGGUCAGCAGGAGGAAAUGCAUUGGUUGGACCGAAUCUUGCAGUGCUAAUACAGCUAUGCUGGCGCCUUGGACCAACACAUCGCCAUCGUCUCUGUGGCCUCGGUGAGACCUUGCCCUGGUCUCUCUUCCACCUGCUCUCUUCAAACACCCUCCAGCUUAAGGAACAGUUUUUAGAUUUCCUACAAGUGCAGGUGACCCUGCACCACCCAUGUGGUGCUCGAACUGAAGCCGAGGGAGCCUAUUCUGCUGACUGGAAGGAGUGGCAUUCUGUGCUGGAGAAACUCUAUGUCCACUUUUUGAGUCAUCUAGAAGAAACAACCGGAACGUCACUCUUAUCUGCAACCGAGGAAGAGGUUCGGGUGCUUCACCGGAUAGUGGGACUGGCUGCUGAUAGCCUUUACCAGUUGGAAGGAAGGGAGGUGCUCUUCCCAUCUCCGUCACUUGCACUGCAGCCUGUGUCACAAAGGCAACGUUCCAAGGUCCCUGUGGAGCUGGCGUGUGCAGUUGAUGCCCUCUGUAGCUCAGGCACCACAGAUGCUGCUGCGUCUUGGUUGCAAAUACUCACAGCAUAUUUGCAGAAGUAUCCCAAAUCAGCCAACUCCAAGAUUCUGACCAGAUUGCUGGAUUAUCUGUCUCAGUCGUACUCCUCUUGUAAAAUAGUUCAUGUGAAGAAGUGGAUGCUGCAGUGCUGCUAUGCUGUGGCUAGUGCAUCAGAACACUGUUCAGGUCGGGAUUCUUCAGAUGGUCAUAGAACACGUUGGCUUCACAUUUGGGAGCAAACAGUGAAAUCCGUGUCUCUGAAUCAGUGCCUUGUAGAGGGUCACAUGCUCCUCCAAGAAAUCUUGCGUCAGCGGUUGGCAUGCCCAUGUGAUGACUUUAUCUCUUUGUUUUGUCCAGGAUACAACCACCGUCCUGAGCUUCCUGCAUUGAGAACUCUGGCUGCUUUUCUGUCGAGUACCUAUUGUCUUCCAUAUAACUGUCCCAAAAGGUUUCUUAAUGUGUCGAGAGACGUCACUGGCGUCCCUUUGAAGCACAGGUACCGCAUAUCCCUGCUUGAGUGGCUAUUACCAGCUUCGCCGGAAGAGGUUGACAUUCCCACAUUCACAGCCACUCAAAAAGCUUCACAAAAUUCGCAAAGGACCUGUUCCAGCAGUUCGCUACCUCUGCUACACCACACAGGAGAAAUUCUUGCUUCUCUAUGCCUUGGCCGGACGGCAGCCCUUACAUCCUGGAAGGAUGGAACGAUACAAGGUGAACCUGACCUAAGAAGUCAGCUGGAAAAGAACUUGCUCUGUAGGUCAUUGGUGUGCUCACCAUUGCCAUCUGUUGAUGACACCCUGAAACUGGAGGAGCAUGACUCCCCUUCAAAAGUCACAUUCCUUGAACCUAUAUGGGAAGCCGUAUUGGACACACUCAUGUGCUCGUGCCUUGCAUUAAAAGAGAAGAAUGAGACCGUCUCUUGCCUUGAAAGAUGCUACGUCAGCAUAGCCGUCCUACUUAACCUCUGGAAUUCGCAAGCUGUCGAUGAGGCCUUCGUGUCUACUUCUCCGCUCACUUGUCAGAUAAAGGACUGCAUCCUCAUGGCAGAGAAGGAGAUGUUAGAGUCCUUCAGUCAAGCCUCGCAGAGAAGUGACUCCCCUGAGGCUAAACUGCUCCAUGAUCUACUUACCCUACUUCAAGGCAUUCUUUCGUACGUUGAAAAAUUCUUCACCAUGAAGCACAAUGUGAUAAAUACGAGGGAUUUGGCAUCGUGGGUGGAAGGCCUGUUUUCGUCAGAGUUUCCUACAACACUAGUGAAUCUGUUGCAGAGAAAAGACAGCUCAAGUUUGACAGGCGCCGAGGAUCUCGACACAUCAGCAUCUUUGAUGAGGACAGAAGACCCUUAUGGAUUUGCAGAGGAAGUAUUUCAAGAUGACUUUGCACCCUUCUCCCAACGUACACAGCGGGCAGAAAACUGCGGGAGUUCCUCCGCAAGAAAAGAGCCUAAUGACCAGUUUGCGAGCAUUUCAGGCGCUAGCACUUGUUCGAGACGCAAAGAGUUACAAGGCAUCCUGUCUCCGGAACAUCUUUCCCAAAGUGAUUCCAUGAGCAUGUUGACUGUGCAACUGGCACUGUCAUACUUGCGUGUAGCCAGCAACACACACGAGAACUCCUUUCAAGAUGAGCUCCUCCACCUUAUUGAUUCUGCUGUUGCUACCAAGGACCCCCAACCUUACCCUGCACAAUUUGGAAUUCUUGUUCUGAGGGAAGUUUUGAAAGGAACAUUCAAGUUACAUGAUGAAUACUUGCAUAACAUCAUCGAAGCAUUGAGGGAACUAAUGAAAGCACACCAGAAACAUCACGAGCUGUCUGCAGCGCUUCUAGAGUUGGCUCAGAUGUGUCUUCCUCGAGUGAGUCGCUCCAGCCAAGGGUGUGACGCCAGGAAAAAGUUCAUUUUUAUCCUGGAGGGGUACAUAACGCUUGAAAGACAGCAGAAGUUAAACGAGCACGUCACAUACCAGUUAGCUAAGUUGCUUUUUGACUGCUGUAAGGAUCCCCACUCUGAAUGGGUUCAGAUUGCUGUUGACAACAAGAUGCAAAAAGUGUCUGAAUUUGCAACUUGCUUUUUGGGGAACCAGUAUUCUUCUGUACGAAGCCUUGCAGUUCAAGAAAUCGCCUGUUUCUUCUCUGACAAUAGUGCAGAGAAAGACAUGAAAGUGUUUGACACCGUUCUAGGCCAGUGUCUCCCAUACGUCACUAAUGCCAGCGAUGCCACAUUGAGCAUUGACACCCAGAGCAACAAUCACUUCAUGUUUCUGUCAGCAAUGGCUAACAUAGCACAUGUUAGACCAAACCUGACUGGGUUGUCAGUUUUUGCUCUGCUUGACCUGGUCCGACUGAAGAAACUUCCUGCAGAGCAGGUUGCGAAGAUGCUAAAAUUUAUAGCUGAGAGGCAGCAAGGGAGCUCAUGGUAUGCCUUCAUUUCAACCCAUCUGGAAUAUGUGAUGUAUGAAUGGCUGAACAAAGCCUACACACUGCUGUCCCUUCCCAUUGAAGCUAUGGGAUAUAGUACCAUUAAAGAAUUCCUGACGUACCAUUACAAGGUUGUGAUAUCUAAUGCUGUCCUACAGAACAGUUUGGAAACUGUAUCUUAUGUCAGCAGUAUUCUAGAUUCCUCUCAGAAAAGUCUGAUUGCAAAAUGCAUUCCAGUCAUUCUGAGUCGCACCUUGCCAUACAUCGCAUGUAACAGUUUCAUGCCAAGUGCAAUACAGAAGGCAGUUGUGGCUUAUGAAUUCCUAGGAUCUCUGUUGCUGGAAUUGCGUGGAGUUGAUGAAGCUAAGGAAAACCGACAACAAAAUAUGAUGAAGCCUUCGGUACAGCAGAUAAUAAACCAAUUCCUGAUGAGUUGUUUGGACAAAGUUGUGGCUGCAGUUCUGCUCCUAACUAGCAGUGACAAAUCACCUCAAAGCACACUGCAGAAGAAGGUCUACCCUCCUCGUUUCUCUGCUGAAGUCGUCAAGUUGACACUACAAUACAUGUUGAAAUCCUGUGGUGGUCAAGGAGACAAUUCUCUGAUAGUCUUCCUUUCAAGCAAGAGGGACUGUCUGCAAAGCAUAGUAGCCACAAUAUCUAGACGAACUGAAGAAUGUGCCGUACAGUUGGCACCCCUUGAACAACUGCUAGACAUUGUCAUCCCGGGAUUUGCAGCUGCAAGUCUGUGUGGAUCUGAACGUUUUGUUUUUCGUUCCAUCGCGCUCUUGCUGCUGCGUCGCCUGACAGCUCUUUUUGGCAACAUAAAGAGAGCAACAAUAAAUAAUGAUCAGUUUUACAUGGAUGAUGUUGCCUUGACAAUGGCACUCCUCAACAAGCUUUACCAAGCAGCUUCAGCAUGCAUUCCACAGGAGAUGGAACGGAAUUUGUCGGAUGUCAUAAACUUGGCUGUUCCCUUUGUUCAGACAAACAACAGCAGCAUUAUAGAUCAAGUGAAAUCUCUCAUAACAUUCUUCAUUGAAGAUUCAAGGUACAGAAAAGCUUUUCUACAUGUCCACCAUCUUCCUGACUGCAUUGAGCUUCAAGAGCAACAAGACCUGCUCAGGAGGGUCCAUUCCAAUGACAGAAGAAGCUUUACUGCUGUGAUUGCAUCUUUUGCUGAUUCCCUUGACAACAACUUUCUGGGAAACUUUAAGGAUACCUUGGAACUGACACAUAUCUAUUUGACCCGGAACGGAAGGAACCUCGUGCGCAUGGUCGGGCAAAUUCAAGAUAAAGUUCUGUUUUCCGAAGACAUAUCACAUAGCCCUCUGCACAACCUUGUAUCUGGGCUCUUUCGGCUGGCUAAGUCAGGUACCGCCGAGGUUCAAGAAUUGGCAAUGAAGUGCUUGGGCACACUGGGGCCACUCAACCUGAAUGCCCCAUCUCUAAAUGCUCGUUCAACCCUAUCGAUAAGGAACACAAGUUCUGCUCCGUGCUCUCCAAACCAUUUCUGCUUCCGUUUCCUGUUUACCAAGAUGCAGGACUAUGUGGUCCAUCCCAACCCGGCUGUAGCAGACACCGCGUGCCGAGUACUAAAGCACGCUCUUUCAACGAAAACCGGGUGGGAGUUUGCUUUGGAGAACAGCAAAGGACCCAUGAAAGACGUUUUUGAGUUCCUCUAUCCGUUUACUUCGGAAAGACCACCACCGUGUGUGAUCUCUGAGGAGGAUGUGGGCAGUGUCACAACACCAGACUUUUUGCCUUGCAAAUUUGACGAUCACAGGGAGUGGAUCACAGAGCUUGUCUGUACACUCAUUUCAUAUGCUAACUGUGAUUUGCUGCAAGCAGUUGUACCCCUCUGUCAUGUCCUUCCGGAGUUGUGUGAGCUCCUCCUGCCCUACGUAACCCAGAUAGCCCUGAAAGACGGACGCACAGCUGCCAUUGUAGCAGACUUUUUUCACCAGCACACUACGCAUCGAGCAUUGGACUUUAGCAGCCAGUGUACUCUUUCUUCUUCAAGUACUGUUUCAGGCACAAAGGACCUGACAUUGUCAUCAGUGUACACAUCUAAAGAAUCUGUUGCGGUCAUGCUCUCUGUUGUUGAGUACCUAACAGUUCACAAGAAGGAUGGUGCAAAAACAGUCUGGGAUGGAUUUCAUCUUGAUCUGAACUUCCUGAAUGUUGCAAUGGCUGCAGAGUUUUGUGGACGGCACUUUGCUGCCGUUCAGUUCAUGGAACUAUGGUGGGACCAGAAAGGCAGAGAAGAAAAGCACAGAAAAAGGGCACCUGAAGACCAGGAUUUAUUUGAAGAGGAUGUAGCUAUCGUGCAUUCGGAAGAAAAGGGAUGGUGUGCAACACCUUUUCUCUCAUGGGACAGCCCUGAAGCUGGACAGGUUCAGCAGCUCCUCCUUGCUGCAUAUGCUGGGAUUGGGGAUGAAGAUGGCCUGCAUGGUAGCCGGUGUUUGGCUCUUCCCUCUGAAGGCAUCUGGGAUAAAUGUGCUGAACAGCAGGGAGACUGGUGUUCUGUGCUUGCACAAGCUGACCUUCAGGCUGGAGCCAGUGACUGCAAAAUUCCCAUGGCACUGAGUCAGUGUGGUCUCUAUGGCACCCUACAUCGUGCCUUCCAACAUGAAAAUGACUCACCAGCGCUCAUGGAAACCCAGAGUGAAUGUGCAUGGCGGUUGGCGAAGUGGGAUCACCCUGUUGUAGCAAAAGGGGCGGAAAGUGUGAGCUUUCACCGAGGCAUCUUGCAGACGUUGUCUGCAACAGCUAAUGGGGAGGCAGAGGGUGUUGUUGAAGGCCUUCAGAUGUGCAGAAAGUCACUGAGUACGGAGCUUUCAAGUGUUGGAGUAAGUGUAACUCAUGGGCUGUACCCACUGCUAUCAAGGCUCCACAUGUAUUCUGUUCUUGAGACAGGAGUCAGUUUGUGCAAAGGAGCAACACAUCCGUCUGAGGUACUUGAGACUUGGCUGGACCGAGCUAGAGAACCUGUUUGCAGCUUUCAGCUGCACGAACCAGCAGUCUGGAUGCAGAUAGUAUUGCUGAAGCUACUUCCCUCUUCCCCAGUGGAGGAACUGAGUUCCCUGUUGGAGUGCUACACAUCACAAGCUCGCAAGAGCAACUUGUUCCUGUGGGCUGAGCGUGCACUGGAAUGUCUGGAUGCACUUUCUGUUGAGCAAAACAGGCGUUGGAAACUAGAAAAGUUCAAAGUGCAGUGUGCCAGAGGCAAUACAGCAAAGGCUCAGCAUAUGUUGUGGACAUUACUUCAGUCACUUAAAAAGGAGGCCACCUCGGAUACUGUUUAUGCGGAAGCUGUAAAGCUGUACGGAGAGCAUCUAUGGGAGAACUGUUUGGAAAGCCCAGACACUAUUGCUCGAGACUAUUUGGAAAAGGCAGUGCAGUUGCUGGAAGCAAAGUCUGGAACGGCAUGUAAACAACUGUGGGAUGCAUACCUGACGCUUGCACGGUUUGCUGAUAACCGUUACCAAAGCAUUGAUCAGUACAUGCAGUCACCAGACCACCAGGACCAGAAGAUGGUCUUGCAGCACUCAGACAAGAUCUUGUGCAGCACUCCUGCAAAGCAACCCAGUGGUCGGAAGCCAGAUAUAGUAAGACUUCGAAUUCAAAGACAAAGUGAACUGGACAGGCAGCACGUAGAGCGACUGAAGAAGUCUCGCAAUCACUACCUCAUCCAGGCUCUACAGAAUUACCUGCUGUGUCUUCAAGGUACCCGCAGUCAUGACCUGCGCAUCUUCCGGCUUGCAGCACUCUGGUUCCAAAAUUCAGACAUGGCAGAGGUGAAUCAGCUCUUGCAGCAUGGACUUCAAAAACUGGAGACAUACAAAUUUGUGCCACUUAUUUACCAACUGGCUGCCCGCAUGGGCGUCCCACCGUCAAAGUCAUCUUUCAACUUCAAGCAUGUUUUGGGCCAGCUCAUUGAAAGAAUGGUGAAGGACCAUCCAUUUCAAACCCUGCCCGUUAUACUGGCGAUGUGUAAUGCAGAAAAAGACUCGCAACAUUCUGCUUCAGGCAGCGCUGAAACACCUCCUUGUAGUAAGAAAGCAAAGAUCAGCGUCGAGGAACGUGUGGAAGCAGCUCAAUUGCUAGUACAGAGGGCAAGAAAGAGCUCUCUUGCACCAAUUGUGUCAGAGAUGGACAUACUGAUGGAUGCCUACAUGCAUUUGGCCUAUCUACCUCCUCCACAGAUAAAGAAUUCAAGCGGUGUGACACUUCCAAGAAAUGCUCCAAUAGUGAAGCUCUCUAACCUGAGUCAUAUUCCAGUCCUCACACAAACGGUUGAGGUAGAUCACAGUUGCAAGUAUGAGAAUGUGCCAGGCAUCUCCAAGUUCCUCCCACAGUACCACCUCUGUGGAGGUAUCAAUAUGCCAAAAAAAGUAACUUGUAUGGGUCAAGAUGGCAAGAGGUACACACAGCUUGUCAAGGGGCGAGAUGACCUCCGGCAGGAUGCUGUGAUGCAGCAGGUGUUUCAACUUGUUAACCAGUUGCUAAAACAAGAUGCCGACAGUCGGGCCUUUAAGUUGCACGUUCGCACCUACAAGGUUGUCCCUCUGUCACGUCGUAGUGGUAUUCUGCAAUGGUGUGAAGGCACCCAGCCAUUUGGGGAGUACCUUACCAAUCCAAAUGUGGGAGCUCACAGACGGUAUCAUCCAUCGGAUUGGUCAGCCAUGGAAUGCCGUGGUAAAAUGAGGAGUGUUGCGGAGGAUUCCCCCGAUGUCAAGCUGAUGAUGUUCCGAGAGAUUUGUGACAAGUUUAACCCAGUCUUCCGUUAUUUCUUCUUCGAAAAGUUCCCAGAGCCAACUAAGUGGUUUGAGCGACGACAAGCCUACACUCGUAGCACAGCAACGGGCUGCAUAGUGGGCUACAUUUUGGGCCUGGGUGACCGACACUGUGCCAAUAUCCUGGUUGAUACUCAUACGGCUGAAGUCAUACACAUUGACCUUGGUGUUGCUUUCGAACAAGGCAAGACCUUGAACACACCUGAAACAGUGCCCUUCAGGUUGACCAGAGAUGUGGUUGAUGGCAUGGGGAUAUCCGGGGUAGAGGGCACCUUUCGCAGAUGCUGUGAGCGCACUAUGCAUGUGAUGAGAAACUCUCGGGAGUCUCUACUGACGAUAGUUGAAGUUUUGCUGUACGACCCUCUAUCAGCAUGGACGCUGAGCCCUGAACAAGCUGCAGCAUUGCAGCAGACUAAAAGCCCUGCGACAAAGCCUUCCAUGGCAUCUGCUUCAACUACUGGUGAUAACAAAAACCGCCUAGCUCAAAGAGUGUUGCUGCGCCUCAAGCAGAAGCUACAGGGCCACGAAGAGGGCGCCACUUUGAGUGUUACUGGACAAGUGAACCUCUUGAUUCAACAGGCGAUAGACCCUGCAAAUCUAUGCCGUCUCUUCUCUGGGUGGCAGCCGUAUGUUUGAGUAACCUGUGCACUCAGUUUACACACAGGAAAGAAGCAAGAACACCGUUAUACCUCAAAUUUGAAAUUCUUUGCAUGCAGAGCUUGAGACUGUCAGUAUGCAAGACUACUUAACACAAUUUUUUUUAAAUUGCUUGUUAAGGUAACUCUUUGUUAGAAAUUUCCUGCUUAUAUUCAACAGAAGCUAUAGUGGUUAUAGUCAGUGCACCACACAGUUCAUGUCAGUGCUGGACCCUUCAAAGUUUUGGAGAGUGAUUGUCCGUUUUUUUUUUCUUCCACCUUUUAAUUUAUGUAGGGUUUUACAAGUAGAACGUAUACGUGUAUCUUGUGAGGUACUUUUGUUAUAUAGUGUUCCUUUUCUGUUUACACAUAUGCUCUACAAAGUGCCAAAGGCAAGGAUGCCUCCUUAUGAGCUUCACUCAAGUGUGCUCGAUUAUUUGUGCUGCACUAGUUGUGUAGUACAUAUCAAGCUGUCCGUGUUUCAUUGCCAUCACUCAUGUGUUCACAAACUAAAGAAAGAGUCACAAAUUAUAUUAAGAAUACUUUCUCAAGCAGGUACAAUUAUUUCAAGCAUUCUUGUUUCACUGAACUUGACUGAAUUGACUUGAAUUAUAUUCAGAGUUGAAAAAGAAAUUUUAGCCUAUGUAUGGCACUAAUUAACCUGACUUUAUAAAUUUAAGUUGAAAAUUUUUGGAGCAAAUAGUCCCCCUUUUUGAAAAUGUGGAAAGUCCAUAACCUUUAUAUCAACCAUGUUCCAAUUUAGAACAGUGCGAGAACAAGAAGAGAGCGAGCAAGAUACAAGAAAAGCAGUUGGCAAUACUUAAAAGAUUAAUGACUAAAGAGGUGGACUUUAGUUGCGUACCGCAAAGUGAGCUCUUGCCAAUUCUUUUCUUAAUAAAGCGCCGACACAUCAGCUCUACAUAAAUUGGCCUGUGGCACAAGAACGAAGGUCUUCCCACUUUUUCAAGAAACCAGCAACAUUUGUUGCAAGCUUUUUGGUUUCAAUGAGCUAAACUAUGUGUCAAACUCAAGUACGAACGUAACAAAUUGACAAAAACAUUUCACUAAUUUGCACGUGUAUCUUCAUUAUGCAACUUAUUUAUUGAAAUCCAAUGUCAACAUAGGUGAAACAUUGUGUAUGCAUUCCUUGCAUUUAUUCUGUGGACUGAUGUUUUCUUGGGAAAAUAAGCUCGGUCAUGGUAGACAGUAUUUCAGGUAUUUUCCGUUGACCGGACCAUUCCAGAGCCUUCCCAGCUUUAUAAAUCUGUGAUACAUCUUUUAUGCGCAUGGAACAAGUUAGCCAGCACAAUAAACGAGACAUUUAGUUCCAUGUAGUUCCAAGUCUAAUAAAUGUUUGCUAUAUUUUUA